Molecule: messenger RNA, 741 nt
Organism: Zygosaccharomyces rouxii
Lineage: Eukaryota; Fungi; Ascomycota; Saccharomycetes; Saccharomycetales; Saccharomycetaceae
Gene: IBD2
Product: Ibd2p
Exons: 1
Coding region: 1-741 (246 amino acids)
Source: RefSeq, a predicted model, not a curated record
AUGACAUCUUCCACAAAUGUUUCUAUUGAGUUGACUAACGAGGAGGCUCUAAUGAUGCAACCUGAUGUUUCUAAAUUUUUGCAAAACUUAGAUUUCUCAAGUAAUGGUGCAAUCUCUCAAAAUGAUGGCCAUGGCCAUGGCGAAGACCAACUGGUAAUUGGACAAACUGCAACUCCGGUGGAUGAUUCUGAAUUACACUUUGAUGUUGAUAAAGGUGAUGUUAUAUUUGAUUAUGGUACGCAAGAAAUUACAGGUACACCCGACAAGAUUGGUGAGCACAUAUCACAAAUCUUAGAAUCUGUGUUACCAAACGGAUUACAGAAAGAAGCCCAGGGAAGAUUACAAGCGGUUGUCAAUCAAAAUCACACUAAUAAUGACCAAUCUGCGCAACCUACGAAAAGUGAAUCCUUGUUAGAGCUUCAAGAUGCCAUGGGUAAUUUACAAAGGAUACAGAAAGUAAAGCAAUUGAGACAACAGAUACCAGAGUCAAAAACUAAUGAAAGGGAAAUUUGCGAGACUGCAGGGACAUUUAAAGACUAUGGUGACCCACCUAGCCGACCUCCGAACUUUUCAGUGUUAAUAAGUGAAAAGAGGCCAGUAUGUUUAUUUUGUGAAUACUGUAUGGUAUUCGGUGAACCACCACGUAAUAUGAUAAAGUGGUACAAUAGGGUAAAUCGUUACGACAAUCUGCCGAGAGAAGGAGAACGAAAGAACAAGCAUUCACGGAAAAGAAAUCGUUAG